Molecule: messenger RNA, 1494 nt
Organism: Podospora anserina S mat+
Lineage: Eukaryota; Fungi; Ascomycota; Sordariomycetes; Sordariales; Podosporaceae
Exons: 3
Coding region: 1-1494 (497 amino acids)
Molecular function (GO): FAD binding; oxidoreductase activity
Source: RefSeq, a predicted model, not a curated record
AUGCAUCUCUCGUUUGCUACAUCGAUCACCUUGGUGAGCUUGGCUGCUGCCAACCCCCUAUCGAACCGCUUGGCCAAGCGAGCAGCUAUCGAUGAUUGUCUGCGAACUGCCAAUGUGCCUGUUGACGCACCCAACUCGAACGACUGGAGGGCCGAUUCCAACCCCUUCAACCAAAGACUCAAAUAUACACCAGUUGCCAUCGCAGUCCCGACCACGGUUGCGCAGGUGCAGGCUGCUGUUUCAUGUGCUGCCAAGGUUAAGGUCAAGGUCAACCCCAAGUCUGGUGGACAUAGCUAUGCAUCCUUUGGGCUUGGUGGUGAAGAUGGCCACUUCGUGGUGCAGCUGGAUCGUAUGAACGCUGUCACGUAUGACUCGGCAACGGAGAUCGCAACCGUCCAAGCCGGUGCUCGUCUUGGCCGCGUCGCGACAGCUCUCUAUAACAACGGCAAAAGAGCGUUCAGUCACGGAACAUGUCCAGGUGUUGGGGUUGCUGGGCACUCUCUGCAUGGAGGUUUUGGAUUCAGCUCUCACACCUACGGCUUGGCCGUCGACGCCAUUGUUGGAGCAACCGUGGUGCUCGCGGACUCCAGCGUGGUCGAAACAUCCCAAACUGAAAAUCCUCACAUCUUCUGGGCGCUGCGUGGUGCGGGGUCCAAUUUUGGAAUCGUGACGAGUCUCAAGUUCAAAACAUUUGCCGCCCCUUCGCAGGUGACGGUUUUUGCCAUCAACCUGCCAUGGACUAAUGCGAGUGCUAUUGUACAAGGCUGGUCCACCAUUCAAGACUGGCUCAAGGCCGAGAUGCCCAAGGAGAUGAACGGUCGUAUCCUUGGAAACCGCAUGCAGACACAGAUCCAGGGCCUUUACCACGGUACCCAGGCUCAACUCCGGACGGCGAUUCAACCCCUUCUCACCAAGCUCAAUGCACAGAUCUCUCAGCAACAGCAGUAUGAUUGGAUGGGUGCAUUCUCCUACUACACCUAUGGUCAGCAGGUGGAUGUUUCGCGUCCUUACAACUUGGUCGAAACAUUCUACAGCAAGAGUCUAGUCACGCCCGCCUUACCCAGUAAUGUACUGCAAAACGUUGCCAACUACUGGAUCCAAAAAGCCAUGUCCAACAAUCGUAACUGGUUCAUCAUCAUCGAUCUAUAUGGCGGUGCCAACUCGGCCAUCACAAAGGUGGCCAGCAAUGCAACGGCCUAUGCGUUUCGCGACCCCAACAAUCACCUCUUCCUUUACGAGUUUUACGACCGUGUAAACUUCGGCUCCUACCCAUCAAAUGGGUUUGAAUUCCUAGACGGCUGGGUCAAGAGUUUCACCGAUGGGCUCGCCACAGACCAAUGGGGAAUGUACAUCAACUAUGCCGACCCGACUAUGAAUCGAACCAUGGCGCAGGAUGUCUACUACAGAAAGAACCUGCCGAAGCUGAGAGCGCUCAAGACAGAGCUUGAUCCCACCGAGCUCUUUUACUACCCACAGGCUAUUCAGCCCGUUUGA